CUCUAUUUAUCUUCUUUCGUAAUUCAGUCCCGAAUAUCAUCAAUGAAUUAAGAUAAGAUCAAGAAGACACAUAUCCCCAAAUGACUUCACAAAUCUACAGCCAGAAGAAGUUCAUACCCACGCCGCCGGAGAAGGGCUCGUUUCCACUGGAUCACGAGGGCCUCUGCAAGAAGCAAUUUCUUCUAUACGCCAGCUGUCUGCGGCGAAACGCCCAGGACACUAGCCUGUGCCGCGAGGACGCCCAAAACUACCUUGGUUGUCGCAUGGACAACAAUCUUAUGGAAAAAACUGAAUGGUCAAAGUUGGGCUUUCACGACAAGAAACCGGCUGCAGGGGAAGACAAGCAGCAACAAUGAAACCAGAACGUAAUCUGAUUAUA
Messenger RNA from Drosophila subobscura, 379 nucleotides. RefSeq names its product cytochrome c oxidase assembly protein COX19. The coding region runs from base 81 to 356 and encodes 91 amino acids. The record is from RefSeq and is a predicted model, not a curated record. The transcript has a single exon. Gene Ontology annotation, cellular component: mitochondrial intermembrane space. Gene Ontology annotation, biological process: mitochondrial respiratory chain complex IV assembly. Lineage: Eukaryota; Metazoa; Arthropoda; Insecta; Diptera; Drosophilidae.